GUGCACCCUCUCCCUCUGUUUCUUCCUCGUUCGAAGAAUUGACUUGGUUGGGCUGGGAAUGAGGGGCAUGGUCGGAGCCGGGGUGUUUGUGAGCAUUGUAAUAUCAUACACCAUUUCUGGAACAAUUUCACGCGUCCAGGGAAUUUCCACAAUCAAUCCUCUUUCUUUCCCUGCGGACCUUCCGGUGUCUUCAAUGGGAAGCGUAGCAAAAGCAGCUGAUUUUGCUCUCUCUCUCCCAAAAAAAAGCGAGGGAAUUAUAUAUAAUAUAUAUCCUUUUCCUUGCUCUACAGGCUUCCCCAUCUUCAUUGAAAAAGAAGAAAAAUCAGCUUCAAUCAUUAUCUCUCGGAUUCCCUGUUUCUUCUCUCCAACGACUCUCUUUAUUAGGUAAAAAUGGGGAAUUGUUUCCCUCAGUCGAAGAAAUCCACGGCGGAGAUCGCGCCCUGCGAUUGCAUCAGGCGUUUUAAGCCUGUUCCGAUAGCACCCAGGGUCCGGUUGUACGGUUCUGCUUCGAGUACACUCGCUGCCUACAUUCGGUUCGCAUUGCUUCACAAGAACUUGUCUCUGCAGUUCGUUCCCACCGAUAAUAAUACGUCCUCUGACAGCGAACCGCUGGUGCUCGAGAUCGGGUCUGAAACCGUGUCGGGUCACCGAGAGACGCUGCUCCAGUUCAUUGAGGACAAGUUCCCGCACCCCCCGCUGAGGUUUAGUUUGUUGGACACGGAGCCGUUGGUGGUUAGGGUAACGUGGCUGCAGCACAAGAGUAUUACAUGGCACUUGGAGAGAAUAGUGAGGUGGGCGGACGAUCUGUCAACACGUGGAGGGAGGAGGACGGUUGAUCCGGCGGUGGGGAGUCCACGGAUGGAACUGAGAAAGUUCGGGAAGAAUUACUCUCAACUGCUGGAGGUGAUGUUGGAGCAUGCUCAAAUGGAGGAGAGAGUCGUCUUUCCCGUGCUCGAAAGGGCUGAUCGAGGACUAUGUAAAGCUGCAAAUGAGGAACAUGCAAGGGACCUGCCAGUUAUGAAUGGCAUCAAAGAAGACAUGAAAUCCAUUGGAGUUAUGGACUAUGGGUCCCCUGCCUACAAUGAAGGGCUCUCCAAUCUUUCCACCCGACUCAAAUCAUUACAGAAACAUUGUAAAGAACAUUUCGCUGAGGAGGAGAAAGAUUUACUGCCAUUGUUAGAGGCAACGGAGCUGAGUGGAGAACAACAAAUGAGGGUAUUUGAACAGUGCUUUGAUGCAAUGAGGGCAACUCAUUCACAUUUAUUCAACUUUUUCCUUGAAGGCCUACUCCCAUCAGAAGCUAUGGAAUAUGUGGACUUGAUCAUGAAAUGCAGUGACAAAGAACUAACAGCCUCUAUGAUUCAGAUCAUUGCAAAGUAAUACUUUGUGGUGUUGGGUAGAUAGAUUGUGUGAAUAGGGAAAUUUGAACUGCAUUUAGUUACCUCUUUUUCUCAAGCCACAACAAAUGAGUUAAUCUGGUUGUGUAGUCUGUUGUUGGCAUCAUAUUGUACCUAUUGGAGAUAUUUAGAUGAUAAAAACUUAUUAUUAAUAAUAGAGAUAUUGAAGACAUGGUUCUAAUAUAUAAUAACCAUGUACUUGAGAACAAAUAUUUGAUUCCACUUUUUAAUGGACA
Molecule: messenger RNA, 1633 nt
Organism: Durio zibethinus
Lineage: Eukaryota; Viridiplantae; Streptophyta; Magnoliopsida; Malvales; Malvaceae
Product: hemerythrin HHE cation-binding domain protein
Source: RefSeq, a predicted model, not a curated record